Messenger RNA from Drosophila arizonae, 7712 nucleotides. RefSeq lists its product as uncharacterized. Gene Ontology annotation, molecular function: transcription corepressor activity. Gene Ontology annotation, biological process: regulation of transcription by RNA polymerase II; negative regulation of DNA-templated transcription. Lineage: Eukaryota; Metazoa; Arthropoda; Insecta; Diptera; Drosophilidae. Gene Ontology annotation, cellular component: histone deacetylase complex; transcription regulator complex. The record is from RefSeq and is a predicted model, not a curated record.
AACCAAAAAGAACUGACAAAACUUUUUAGCCCCAACAUUUGUUGUUUUCCUAAUCAUUUAAAACAUACGUAUGCUUGCAUAUAUAUACAAAUACAUAAUGUAUAUAUGUAUCUACAUCUACUUAACUAAAGAAAAAACGCGUGUAUAUAACAAACGAUAAUUCAAUAAUUUUAAAAUAACCAAAAAGGUAGCUGUUAAAUAUGUAAUUCAAAAUGCGUGUCAAGCCGUCCUCUUUACAAAGAAAUGAUCACAAAGUAUAUGAAAUAUAUAUGAUAAACAAGUAAACAAAUAAAUCCAUUACAUUUUCAACGACAAUUGUUCAGUAACAAUGACUUUAGCCUUUGUAAUAUAAUAUAAUAUAAAUAAUAAAAAGCACAUCUAAUGCGAGUACAAUAAUAAAACAAGGCGUAGCUUCUAUCUUGCUAAACGAGUGAGAGACGACAAAAUGGCUGACGCCUUGUCUCUGGCCCACCUUUUCGCGCGCGUGUGAAAUAAAACAAAAACAACAAAAAAGUAGAAAAUAAAAUAAAAUUUAAAAAAUCAAAUAAAAAACCAAACCAACAAAAGCAAAGCAAAAAUUAAAAAAUUAAAAUUAAAAUAAACAAAAAAUAAAAAACUAAGCAUCAGUGAAAAGUAUUAACAAGAAUUAUAUUAACAUCAACGCCGACAACAACAAGAACAACAACGAGAGCAACGUCAACAACAACAAUAACAAGAAAAUCAUCAUAAUCAAGAAGCAGCAGCAGCACGAGCCGUGGAAAAUCAACUCAAUGCCAAAGUGAAUGCCGGAUAUAGAAAGACUCAUAUAGAUUGUUGUGCAUACAGCCAACACAUAUACACGUGUACACACACACACAGAUACACAUAUAUACAUGUACAUACAUACACACACAUAUACAUAGGGCAAAUAAGAGCAAUAGAUGUGGUUGUCAUUCACACUGCUGAUGUCGUCAAAGUUGCCAUUGCCGUCGUCGCCGUUGCCGUCGCAGUCGUCGUCGUCGUCGCAGUCGCAGUCGCUGCCAUUGCCAGCGAUAAUCAACAUUUAGGAAAUUCAUCAUACGCACUGUGGGACACGACCCAGGCAAAUGCAGUGCCCGAUUGAAAGGUACCUAAGAGCAUACACCUGCCUUUGACGAAUCUGAGCGCAUCGCGCGUGCUGAUGUGCAACGCAUCUGUGGGCAGCGAGGGUUCCGUAACACUGCAACUCAGAGAUGCGAAUGCUUUGGAGACAGCCGCCAGCAGCACAACAACAACGACAGCAACAACAACAACUGCAGCAACAGCAGCCACAUCGUCAUCAGGCCAGGCCAGCCAAGCGAAUGCGUCGGGACUAACGUCAGCAUUAGAGAAUGCGUUGACUAUCGGCUAUCCGGAUCCGGACAUGUUAGCAGAUGUCUUGGGCACCAUACAGACGGCCUCUCUUAAGAACAAACAAAGCAACAACAGCAUCAGCAACAGCAACAGCAACAGCAACAGCAAUAGCAACUGCAACAGCAGCAAGCGAACCAUCAAUGGUAGCAGCAACCGCAGCAGCUGCACCACUGCCCCAACAAUCUUGAACAACACGAUAGGAGCGUCGAGCUCUGGCAUUCGCCUGAACAGUCCCAAUAGGAUAACGAUAACGCGACGCAGCGCCAGCAACAAGAUUAGCGUGCAGACUGUGAGCGCCUCCACGAAUACGACCAUCAGCAGCAUCGGUGGCAGCAAGACCAACUACAUUAAGAACUGUCUAAUACGCAGCAGCAGCUGUAGCAACACGGCCACCAAUGUCACGACGCUGGCACAGAUUAUGAGCAACAGCAGCACCAGCAGCGCCGCCAGUUUACUCAGUCAGCACAACAACAAUAGCAACUGCAGCAACAGCAGCAAUUUCAGCAACGCCUCGUCCGUGGGCAGCAGCAUUAGCAUUAGCAGCACCACCAGCAGCAGCACCACCAGCAAUCACAGCAACAGCAACAGCAACAGCAACGACAGCAACAGCAGCAGCGGCCACAGUCUAAGUUUCAAGAGCAACGGCCGACAUGUUGCCAGCAUAGUGACAACAGCAGCAUCCACUAACACCACUGCAACUGGCAUUGGCAUAAUCACUGUCGACCCCGCGCCCCGAAAGAGCCGACCCAAGCUAUCCUCGCCCACGCGCCACGGCCCCCAACAGUGUCAGAUUUGCAGCAAGAUCUUUGGAAAUGCCUCGGCACUAGCCAAGCACAAACUGACGCACAGCGACGAACGGAAAUACAUCUGUGCGCUCUGCUCGAAGGCAUUCAAGCGGCAAGAUCACUUAAACGGACACAUGAUGACGCAUCGGAACAAGAAGCCCUACGAGUGCAAGGCGGAGGGCUGUGGCAAGUCCUAUUGCGAUGCUCGAUCCCUUCGCCGGCACUCGGAGAAUCACCACGGGGGCGCGGCCACUCCCAACAACAACUCACUCUCGCCGACGACCAGCACCAACUGCGGCAACGUGAGCAGCGGCAGCAGUAGCAGCAGCAGCGUGGGCGUGGCCACCAACUCGCUCAGCCUGUCGCCGGCCACGGCGAGCGGCGAUGCCAGCUCCCCGGACGGGGCCACCUGUAUUCGCACCUACAUUUCCACAGGCAGCACCGUGGUGGACGCAGCCACUGGCAUUGCGCUCUCCGACGAGCAGAUCAAGGCCAUGAAUCUGCCCAUUAAAACUGGGGUCACACUGCUCUCGCCCACCACUUCGACAUCGUCGAACGCAUCGUCCACAGCCUCCUCCUCGUGCUCCACAUCGGGCAGCAGCGCCAGUGGCAACGGCAACGCCAGUGGCAGCUCUAACGGGAAUUCUGUGGUCGCCGGCUCACCCACAAUUACGCUCAGCGAUGGCACCACGCUCGAGGGCGAUGGAUUGACGCGCGAGCAACUGGAUCUCAUCAGCAAGAUCAUGCAGCAGACCAAGCAGACCAGCGCCCAGGUCACGGUCUCCUCCCCCACCAGCGUCAGCUCCUACAAGAUCAAUACGGAGACAACGCCAGUCUCCUCGCGCCCACGCACCUGGAACAUGCAAUUGCUCAAUAAUGCACAGAAUGUGACUGUAACUGUGGAGGAUGGCACCGAGCUGGCUGGCUCGGCGUCAGGCUCACCCGACGAGGUCAAGGACGAUGAGCUGAGCCAGCAGCUGGUGGCCGCCAUUAAUCCGCAUCUGCUGAACAUCGUCAAGAUCGACAAGCCGGUCGAGUGCAAUCUGUGCCAUCGCAAGUUCAAGAAUAUACCCGCCCUCAAUGGGCACAUGCGCCUGCAUGGCGGGUACUUCAAGAAGGAUCCGGAAACGAAGCGCAGUGAGAAGAAGGACUCGAAUGGGCCCCCGCUGCAGACAGCCAGCAUAGGAGUGCGCGCUCUGAUCGAGGAGAAAAUCAUCAGCAAGCGGAAGGACAUAACUAAGGGCGCCUUUGUGGUGCCUGCACCACCGAGCACCUCGUGCAGCAGCGGCAGCGUUGGCGUCUGCAGCAGCAACAGCAACACGCUGCGACGCUCGAUCAGUGACCUGGAGAGCUUUCUCAACCCCAAGUGCAGCAGCACCAGCCUGAGCCAGGCGCUAUCCACCAGCAGCAGCACCACCACGGCGGUGCUGCCCGCAGCAACCACAAUCAAGAGCAGCAACGGGCUAAGCAUACAGCAGAUUGGCCUGCCGCAGAGCAUCGAGAUCUUCAGCGGAGGUCACAGGCAGCCAAAGACUCUCAGCUUGGGCAGUGGUGCCAACACCAUCACCAUAACCACCAACAAUGUGCCUACCACAACCACGAUGAGCGCCCUGACGGCACUGAAGGGCGGCGGCACCAUCAACGGCCUCUCCAGCAACGUGGACCCCAAGGACUCGACAUUGAUUGAGCUGCUCAAGCGGGGCACGCGCAUCGCCGUCGCCUCCAAGAAGACACACAUGCAGUCGCAGAACGGCACGAAUCUCCUGCUGAGCAAUGUGACGGGCACGGAGCUGACUACGAUUGGCAGCACUCUCCAGACCACCGGGCGACAGAUAAUAACCAACAACAACCGCACCGUCAUCAUACCCUCGGAUGUGCAUGUGGUGUCCACCAAGAGCAAGCUCGUCUCCAGCCAGGCCAUUACGGCUAGCGACAGCAGCAACAUCAACAGCAGCAACAGCAGCAACAAUAGCGGCAGCAGCAAUGCCACGUGCUCCUCCAGCAGCAUCUCGUUGCCGGACGGCACUCCGCUCUCAGUGGCCAUUGCGAACAGCCAGGAGAAUCUGGGAGUCAGUGAGGCCAGCAGCAUUACGAGCGGAGGCGGUGUUUACACAGUGACCUACACGAGCGAUGCGGAUGCAUCGGACCUCUUCGACGACGCGGAGGUGUACAAUGUCUCGGAUACGGAAAUGCUGCUCCAAACGGUGGACACUAUGGAACUGCUCAAUGAUGAGGAGGAUGGGGUGAACAAGACGGAACAUUCCGAUGACUUUUCGCUGCUCAGCGAGGCCGGCGAGGCGGUGCACACGCAGCUGGUCAAGACGGAGCCGGGACUAACCAGCACAACGAGCAGCGUCAACAAGACGACGCCAUUGCCCACCUUCCAGCAAUUCCAUUCCAAGGAGAUCAUCAUGCAGAAUAGCUCGCAGAUUCAGGCCAUCGCCAACAUGCGCAACGGGAGCAAUCUCGGCGUGCUCUCCUCACCCUUACAUUCGCCAAUAGCCUAUCCGACGCCGCCGUCCAGCCACGAGAAUAUGGCACAGUCCUCACCCUUCAUAGAGGAUGCUGCGGCUCAGUUUGUGGACGCCAGUCACACGUUCUUCGGCGACAAGACAGACUUCUCGCACGUCUACUUCAAGACAGACGACGGCGACUCCCUGCAGCAGCUCACCGAGAACGACAACGAGAAGAUACUCAAGCUGAAGACGGUGCUGGAGGAGAGCAGCUUCGACCCGUCCAUUAAAGUGGAGGAUCUGCUGAGUGGCACCGAGGAUGAUGCUGAGUGCGACCUGCGCGAGUUUGCCGAGACGAAUCUGUCGUUCCUGGACGAGGAUCAGGAGUUCCUGAAUGACUCACGCAACGCCACCUCCCCGCUGUCCGAGUCCUUCUUCACCAGCGGCAUUGGCUCGGCCGAGGAUGUUAAGCAGGUGCUGCGCGAGGUGCUGCCCGAGGAGAAUAUCCAGCUGCAGCUGAGCAGCGAGCAGCAGGGCGAGAACAUCAUUGAUCUUUACUACUUGCCCGGCCUCGGCCUGCAGUCCCAAAUGAUGCCCAACUCCGAUGAUCCGCUGCUGUCCUCAUCGCCCCGCGAGUUCGGUCAGCAGCGCCAGGUGCUGCACGCAGCAACAGCAGCAACUACUACGAACGUGCAGCCCAUUGAGCAAUUGCAGUCGACGACUGCGCUUUACGACCAGCAGCAACAGCAACAGCAGCAGCAGCAGCAACAGCAACAGCAACAGCAACAACAACUGCAGCUGCAAUUGCAAAUGCAGCAGCAGCAGCAGCAGGAACAGCAACAGGAUCAGCAGCAACCACAAGAGCAGCAACAGCAGCAAAUGGAGAGUCAGCAGCAACAAUUGCAACUGACACAGCUGCCAGCAAUUCAAAGCGAGCAACAGCAACAGCAGCAGACUGAUUUUGUGCUGACCAACUUCUCGCCCAUGAACUGUCAAGCUCAGUAUUUGGAUGCCAAUCAACAGCAGCAGCAGCAGCAGCAGCAGUCGAUGAUGUUGCAGCCCUUGAAUAGCCUGCUGCAGCCGAUGCUCUAUGGCAACAAUGGGGCUGGCAGCAACAAGUCCGCAUUUAGCACGGCUCAGGCGACUGCACUGGAUGCGAGCCUGCUCUUUGCCUGCGACGACUCCAAGAGCAACUGCAGCAAGCCCAUGCUGCCCGCUUUGCCCGCAGCAAUUCCGACCGUCGUCACUGCUGCCUCGAGUGUGGCCAAUCUGCAGCCGUUGUCCAAUCAAACGAAUUCCAUACUGAAGCGGCGCCUGCGCUCCAAUGGGGCGCAGGAUGUGCACAAGUUCUCGAAAUUCCACACACUCUCGCCGCACCGCUCCAAGCUGCGCAAGCCGUCGCGGACCCACUACACGCCUGCCCCAAUACUCAAUCCGGAUCGCAAGGGCACCGGACUCUACUGCAAUGUGCGCAAGCAGCUCGGCCAGGGCAUGUUCGAUGUGUUCGACGAUGACUUUGGGGAUCCCGUGGGCUUGGUGGACUUCUGCGAUGAGUCCAAGGUGAACCUCGGCUCCACCUAUCAAGCGCAGAUCCCAGCCUGCAAGGCGCCAGAGGAGUCCCUCAAAGAGCCCAUGUGCGCCGACCUCAUGUGGGACCCCAGCGUCCAGCUGGACGAUAAGAUACUGAUGCGUUACAUCGAUCUCAGCAAGUCAUCGGCCGUGCCCAUGGGCAGCCAUUCCGAAGAGGUGGCUCUACAGACGCUGCUCGACGCCAAGGGCAACUCGGCGGCAGCGGUGCUCGCACUACUGCAGAUGCAGUCCAGCGCAUUCCAGAUGAAGUGGACUGCCUACGAGCUGGAGCAAUUUCUACGCGGCCUCGAGAAACACGGCAAGGACUUUGGCAAAAUCGCGGGCGAGCUUCACACAAAGACUUCUGGCGAAUGCGUGCAAAUGUAUUACUUUUGGAAGAAACUCUGUGUGGAUUACAAGGUGUCGCAUUUGAAAAUGGAGCCAGUUCCUGCGACCGUUCCGACGGUAGAGCAGAAGCCCUACGUAUGCGAGAUUGCCGACUGCUCGGCGAGCUUCAGUUCUAAGGCGGCGCUGCAUGGUCAUGUUCGCAUACACGCUUACGGUAGAAAUGCCAGCAACAAUAAUAGCAACAACAACAGCAACAACAACAGCCACAACAACAGCAAUAGCAACAACAACCAGCAUGCCACGGCAACUAGUGCCAACARCAACCAUAAUUCCAGCAACAACAACAACACCAAUAGCAGCAACGCAUGCACUCCCCUGACUAGCAGCAGUCAACAGACUAGCAACAAUGCAACAACAACCAUAACGCACACUAAUGGCCAUAACAGCACCACCGCGAACAACAACAACAAUAUGAACAACAACAGCAACAGCAUCGCUGGCAUUUCCACAAACCCAACGAUGCUCUCAGUGGCAAGCACAGCAUUAGCAACAGCUGCAGCAUCAGCCGCAACAGCAGCUGUUGCCGGCGCAGCAACAGCAACGGCAUCGACAGCAAUGAAAGACAGUAGCAACGGCAACAAUUCCAAUAUGCCCAAGGACAGUGAAUUUCCCUGCAAGGUGUGCGGCAAAGUCUUCAAUAAGGUGAAGAGCCGCAGCGCCCAUAUGAAAACGCAUCGAGUACAAGAAGCGGAACAACUAUCCAAUUCCAAACAGCAAUCAUCCACACUUGUUGUUGCUGUCGCCACAACAGCAGCAUCCGCAGCAGCAGCAGCAACAUCCGCAGCAGCAACAGCAAUGGCCACAGCAACAUCCUAGACUAACUAUGGACAGCCAGCCACAGGAAGGCCUCAGCAUCGAUUGACAAUCGCGUUAAGCAAGCAGCAAGCAUUGUUUACAACUUUUAGAAUAUAAUUAAAUUAAUCGAUACUCGAUCGGAUGGAUCCGAGUUCAAUGUGUAUAGUUAAGUAAAUGAAUAUCGUAAUUUCGAUGUAUUCAAAAGUUAAAGGCAUUUUUCUCAUUUUCACGCUCUCUUCCUAUCUAACUACCUACCCAACAAUCUAUCUAUCUAUCUAUAAAUCUAACUAUCUUUCUAUCUAGCUGACUACAACACACAAAUCAGAGUCUU